Molecule: messenger RNA, 1518 nt
Organism: Vitis vinifera (wine grape)
Lineage: Eukaryota; Viridiplantae; Streptophyta; Magnoliopsida; Vitales; Vitaceae
Product: putative disease resistance protein At1g50180
Exons: 4
Coding region: 1-1518 (505 amino acids)
Biological process (GO): defense response to other organism
Molecular function (GO): ADP binding
Source: RefSeq, a predicted model, not a curated record
AUGGCAGAGAGCAGUGUCUCUUAUCUAGUACAGAAGCUGUAUGACUUGGUUUCACAAGAAGCCUCUCUAUUCGGGGCAGUAGAAGGGGAGGUGAGGCAGCUUCGUGACGAGCUGGAGUGGAUCCGACUCUCCCUGGAAUAUGCAGAUGAAAAGCGCAGAUACGAUAAAAGGUUCAAGCUGUGGGUGAAUCAGGUCAGAGAUGCGGCUUUUGAUGCUGAGGAUGUCAUUGAUGAAUUCAUGUUCAAGGUGGAACGCAAACGGCAGCAGACACUCAAUAAUCUCAAGUUCCUCAAAUUCUUACCCGCAUGCCUGGGCCUAGUUGACAAGUUACUGCUGGCACAUGAGCUCAGCGAUCGUAUAACAGAAAUCAAUACCAAACUUGAGAAGAUUUUGGUUAAUAGGAAGAGGUACAGCAUCGAAUAUCCCACAGCUUCUGAAGCUGGGAGUUCUUCUGAACCUUGGAGCUACUCCAAUCAAAUGGUGGCCGCCAGGAAAGAGAAGAGGCUCCCCACUGUUGAAGAAACCGGCGUAGUGGGGAUGAAAAAUGAUGUGGAAGCUGUAAAGGAAAAGCUGUUAGAGGGAGCGAUGGAGAGAGUAGUGGUGGCCAUCUGGGGGAUGGGUGGCCUUGGCAAAACAACUCUUGCUAAGAAAGUUUACAACCACAGUGAUGUUCAGAACCACUUUAGCUGUCGUGCUUUGGUGUAUGUAUCUCAAGAGUAUACAAUCCGGGAGCUUCUUAUGGGGAUACCCGCAUGCAUUCUCCGCCAGAGAGACGAAACUGAAAUUAGUAAUAUGGUUGAGAAUGAGUUGGGAAAGAAGGUUUCCGAUUACCUCAAGGAUAAAAGGAAUUUGAUAGUGUUGGAUGAUGUAUGGAACACCGAUGUUUGGCACAGGUUGAGCCCAUAUUUUCCUGCGGAAUUAAAUAAGAGCAGAGUGUUUAUCACUACUCGCAGAGAAGAUAUUGCUGUGGAUGCUCAUUCAGAUUGCUAUAAACUUCAACUUUUGGGUGAGGAUGAAAGCUGGGAGCUGUUUCUCAACAAAGUAGGGAGUGCAGCAGAACUGACAUGGCCAGGUCGUGGUGCUCGGAGGACUUCUAUCACUGAAAGAUUCGACACAACACUCAUGUCAGAAGUGCUUAAAAGCAUGGAUUGGCAUCUAAGUCAAGGUCCCGACUCCUGUUUGGGAAUUCUUGCACUGAGCUAUAACGACUUACCCUCUUACUUGAAGCCCUGCUUUCUUUACUGUGGGGUUUUUCCGGAGGACUCAGAAAUCAAAGCAAAGAGGCAUGAUUCAGGUGGCCGAUACGAAUGCAUGGGAGAGGUUGAGCUUGGCAGGAAUGUUCGUGAGUAUCUGAAAGAGAAGAAGUACUUGGUUACUAUGGAUGAUGUGGAGAUGCCCUUGACAGUGCCAAAGCGGUUAACAAUCCCUAUAGUUGAGGGGGAAAAUGGUCCCCGGGCAUAUGCUGUAGCCAGUGCUUCAUUGGCUCUUGUUCUUCUUGCAUUUUUGUGGAAUUCCUAA